Messenger RNA from Urocitellus parryii (Arctic ground squirrel), 7386 nucleotides. It is a transcript of the gene Pkd1l3, whose product is annotated as polycystin 1 like 3, transient receptor potential channel interacting. NCBI's taxonomy places the organism in Eukaryota, Metazoa, Chordata, Mammalia, Rodentia, Sciuridae. Gene Ontology annotation, molecular function: calcium ion binding; calcium channel activity; protein binding. Gene Ontology annotation, biological process: detection of mechanical stimulus. The record is from RefSeq and is a predicted model, not a curated record. Gene Ontology annotation, cellular component: membrane.
AUGAGUGUGGCACACUUGCUACUCCUGGGGCUGGCUCUGAGGCUGAGGGCCAUCAUUGCUAAUCCAGAAGAGGGCAGCUUUUGCUCUAAGAGCCAAGUGGCCUUCAGAGAUGCUUGUUAUGAAUUUGUGUCACUUGGACACACCUUCCGUGGUGCCCAGAGCUGGUGCGAAGGGCAGGGAGGCCAUUUGGUCUUCAUUCGUGACGAAGGUACCCAGCGAUUUCUUCAGAUGCACAUCUCCCAGGACAGAGAAUGGUGGAUCGGACUCACAGGGACCUCGGCGCACAAUGGAACCACAGGAGGGCCCUGGACCUGGUUGGACACUUCAAAUGUGAGCUACAGCAACUGGCAACAAGGGCAGGCCACACCUGCCCCUGACACCUGUGGCUACAUCGGGAGAGGCCCUUCCUCCCAGUGGGCUGCCUCUGAUGACUGCACCCAGGCCUUGGCCUUUGUCUGCGAGUUUGGGGUUGGUCAGAGCCUGGCCUGUGGUGGCCUCAAUGCCACCAUGCACUGCGGCUCAGGAGAGGUCAUCCAGAUCCAGGAUGCCUUCUAUGGGCGCCAGACCCCCCAUUAUUGUACCCAAGAAGACCUGCCUCCUUUGGAUCUCGAGAAGGAUUGCAGCUGGGUCAGCGUCAAGGACGAGGCGGCAGGCCAGUGCCAGGGGCUGCAGGCAUGCCAGAUAGCAGCAGAUGAGACCUACUUUGGAGAUCUGUGCCCCACUCAGGGCAGCUACCUAUGGGUGCAGUACCAAUGCCAGGAAGGCCUGCGACUGGUGGUGACAAAUGGGAGUUUCAUCUUUGACAAUGUCACCAUCUCCUUGACAUGGCUCCUCUCUCCCUACAUUGGAAAUCUGUCCUGUAUACUCAGCAUGGGAGAUGGCCACACUCUUGAUCCCUACUACCCUCCCAGUUUGUCCAGCACCGUGAUCCACCAGUUUACAUCUCCUGGGGAAUUCACUGUGUUUUCGGAGUGCACAACCAGCGAGUGGCAUGUGACAGCUCAGAAACAAGUAACAGUGCGAGAUAAGAUGGAGAAGCUCAGUGUCACUGGGUGUGCCGGCCGAUCCAGAUCAGGAGCCAGCCCUCUCUGCCGGGCUGUCUUUGGGGAGCCUCUGUGGAUUCAGGUGGAGCUUGAUGGAGGAACAAGAGUGACUUACACUGUGCUUUCCGGCAACAUAACUCUGGCUGAGUCUGCCACCCAGACGGGCUCACUACCCUAUAAUCUGACCCUGGACAAGGAUGCUCAGGAACUGAUGGGCCCCGGGGUCCACCACCUGCAGAUCCAAGCCAGCAGCAACAGCACCGCCUCGGCACUCUCUGGGAACAUCACUGUCUACUUUGUGGAGCUGCUGUCAGGACUGCAGGCCUCCUGGGCUUCAGACCUUGUAGAACUGGGACAGGACCUACUGAUCAAUGUCUCAGUGGCUCACGGCACCCCUGAGGAGCUGACUUUUGAGGUGGUGGGACUCAAUGGAAGCUUCUCCCAAACGGAAGAGGAUUUGGGGGAGCCAUCUGGGAUUUACCACGUGGCAGUUCCUGUUGAAGGCACCUUUCUGGUCACCGUGCAGCUGAGGAAUGCCUUCUCAAACUUGAGCUUGGAGAUAGGAAGCGUCACCAUCACAGCCCCAUCCAAUCUUCAAGAACGAACUGGAAUGAAUGUUAAAGGAAAGAAUAGAGACAAAGGGGCUAUGGAGGUGCAUGUUGAGCCUGGUGUGUAUGCAGACCCUUUCACAAUGGUCACUCUGAGCUGGCCAGAUGAUGACAAGGAUCUACGUUUCCAUUGGUCAUGUGGGCGAUGCUGGGCUCAGUGGAGCAAUUGUGUUGAGAAGCAGCUGCUCCACCUGGACCAGAGGGAGUUGGUGGUCCCACCAUCCUGCCUGCCACCACCAGACUCUGCUGUCACCCUGCACCUGGAUGUCCUGAGGGGCCAGGAGCUGGAGAACAAGGCAGAGCAGUGUCUCUAUGUCUCUGCUCCCCUGAACCUCAAACCUCAAAUCAGCUGUGAGAAGAACUGUCGCCUGGUGACUGCUGGCGAAGACCUUGAGCUCAGGGUCACCUUGGGAGGCGAUGCCUCAGUGGCCACGUUCAGCUGGUACUUAGAUGACCCUGCCCCAGAUAAGGAGGAGCCCCUCCCAGCUGCCUGCAGACUCAGAGGAUUCUGGCGGCGUUCUCUAGUCCUGCUCCAGAGCAACACCUCCACCCUGUCGCUCAACAGCAGCUCCCUGCGGACCUGGGGCGAGGUCAUCAGGAUCCGAGCCACAGCACUGACCAGGGACGCCUAUGGGGAGGACGCCUACGCGAUCAGCACUCUGCCUCUCCCCGAGGUGCCCACCUGUGAGAUUGCCCCAGAGGAGGGCACUGUGCUGACACGCUUCUCCAUUCUCUGUGAUGCCUCCAUGUCCCUUGGCCCCCUGGAGUACUGCUUCUGUCUGGAAUCAGGUUUCUGCCUACAUUGUGGCCCUGAAGAAGCCCUCCCAUCUGUGUAUCUACCACUUGGAAAAGAAAACAAUGACUUUCUGCUGACAGUGGUCAUUUCUGUCACAAACCAGGCGGGGGACAGACAGCAGACCCAUGCAACUGUUAAGGUGGGUCUCAGUGACACACGUGUUGGAGAUGUGGCACUCCAGACAAUCACCACCUCUCUGCAAGGCGAGCAUGGCCCUGAGCAGCUUCUCCAGCUGGCCAAGUCUGUGUCCUCCAUACUGGACCAGGAGGACCAGGGCAAGGGCUCCAAGCAGCCGCUGAGAAUGGACGUCAGAAGGAAGGUCAGAGAACAUGUGCUGAAGUCGCUGUCCAUGGUUGCCACCAACCUGGAGGACAUGCAGAGAGUGCAGGGCCUGGCUGAGGUGCUGAGGGAGGUGACCCACAACAGCAAGGAGCUCACAUCGUUGGCCCAGUGGGAGGCCAGCUGCGCUCUGCAGCAUGCCAGUGAGGCCCUAUUGACAAUGAGUACUAAGGCCCAUCCUGACGACCAGAGGCACCAGGCAGCCACCAGGGACCUGUUUCAAGCUGUGGGCAGCGUACUGGAAGCUUCCUUGAGCAAUGGACCAGAAGAGCCCAUAGAGACCAACAGUAGCCAGACUGCCACAGUGCCCCAGCUUCUCAGGGUUGCAGAGCAUGUUCAGACUGCCCUCCUGCUGGGGACACUGCCCGGGGGCCUUCCAGCCACCCUGACCACCCCUGCCAUCUCUGUGUACACAAACAGAAUAUACCCUCAGAGUCGGCAAGGCUCCCCAAUGCACGUUGCUGCUGCUAACUCUGUGGCCUUCACUCUACCUGCUGUGGCCCCCCUCUUCUCUACAGAGGGCAGCCAGUCACCCGUGGAUAUAAGGAUGAUGAGUUUCCCAAAGAGCCCCUUCCAGGCUGGAAGUCACUUUGAUGUCAGCGGAACUGUCGGUGACCUUCGUCUGACCAGCCCUAGUGGACAGCUCCUCCCUGUAAAGAACCUACCGGAGGAUAUCGAGAUCCUGCUGCCCCGGCCUGUGGAAGGACACAGUGAGCCAACUGUGUUGAGCCUGACCAGCUCUGAAGCUCUGUGGGUGAACGUGACAUCAAAGGAGGCAGCUCUGGGCAUCCAGCUGCACUGCAGACCCAGAAUCCCACUCACACUCAGCCUGGGCUAUGGCUACCACCCCAACAAGACCAGCUAUGAUGCCCAAACUCAUUUGCCACCAGUGUCUGCUCCAGAUGAGCUGUCCACAUGGAUCCUGGGCCCAGAGGACCUGCCCUUUGGAGAAGGUCUCUAUUAUUUGACAGUGGUCCCUGAGUCUGACCUGGAACCUGCCCCUGGUGGGAAUCUCACUGUCAGCAUUACCACCUUCCUAUCCCAUUGUGUGUUCUGGGAUGAGGUCCAGGAGACUUGGGACAACUCUGGAUGUCGGGUGGGGCCGCAGACCACCCCCUCCCAGACCCAUUGCCUCUGCAACCACCUCACCUUCUUCGGAAGCACCUUCCUGGUGAUGCCCAAUGCUGUUGAUGUUCACCAGACUGCUGAGCUUUUUGCCACCUUUGAGGACAACCCUGUGGUGGUGACCACCGUUGGCUGCCUCUGUGUGGUCUAUGUGCUGGUGGUGAUCUGGGCCAGGAGAAAGGAUGCGCAAGAUCAGGCUAAGGUGAAGAUCACAGUGCUGGAGGACAAUGACCCCUUUGCCCAGUACCACUACCUGGUGACAGUCUACACAGGACACCGGCGAGGGGCAGCCACGUCCUCCAAGGUGACUGUCACCCUCUAUGGCCUGGAUGGAGAGAGUGAGCCCCAUCACCUGUCAGACCCUGAUUCCCCAGUUUUUGAGCGAGGAGGUGUGGAUGUCUUCUUGCUUUCUACCCUGUUCCCUCUUGGAGAACUGCGGAGCCUCAGGCUGUGGCAUGACAACUCAGGGGACCGGCCAUCCUGGUACGUGAGCCGGGUGCUGGUCUAUGAUCUGGCGAUGGACCAGAAGUGGUAUUUCCUCUGCAACUCAUGGCUGUCCAUCAGUGUUGGAGACUGUGUCCUUGACAAGGUGUUUCCAGUGGCCACAGAGCAGGAUAGGAAACGAUUCAGCCACCUGUUCUUCAUGAAAACCUCCACGGGCUUCCAGGAAGGACACAUCUGGUAUUCCAUCUUCAGCGGCUCAGCUCGGAGCAACUUCACACGCGUUCAGAGGGUGUCCUGCUGCUUCUCCCUGCUCCUGUGCACCAUGCUGACCAGUAUCAUGUUCUGGGGUGUCCCCAAGGACCCAGCUGAGCAAAAGAUGGACUUGGGUAAAAUUGAGUUCACUUGGCAGGAAGUGAUGAUCGGGCUGGAGAGCUCCAUCCUCAUGUUCCCCAUCAACCUCUUGAUUGUCCAGAUCUUUCGAAACACCCGUCCUCGGGUCCCAAAGGAGCAGACCACAGGGAAGCAGGACUGGGGGACCCCCAAGAUGACUCCUGCACCACAGCCCAUGGAGGAUGGCCUUCUGACACCUGAAGCAGUGACCAAGGAUGUGUGCAGACUUGUCAGCUCGCUGUUCAAAGCUCUGAAGGUGCCACCGCCAGUCGUCGAUGGGGACUCAGUGGGCCUGAUGGACAUCAACAACCUCCUGGCUUUGGUGGAAGACCUCAUUCGUCCACAGAACACAAGGGGGCAGGGCUUCCAGGAAGAGGCUGAAAAGAGAGGAGAACCUUUUACACUCACUCUUGGAUCUGCACAAGUGAAGGAGAAAGCACAGUACCAGGAGCCCAGGUUGGCCCCCAGCAGUCCCUGGAAGGGCAGCGCCUACAGGCAGUGUCUCUACCUUCAGCUGCAGCACCUGGAGCAAGAGCUGAGACUGGUGGGGCCCGGAGGCUUCCCGCGCCACAGCCACGCCCAGGCCCUCAGGCAGCUGCAGACCCUGAAGGGCUGUCUGGGGGGACAGCUGGGCAUCCUGGCCCCAGCAUAUGUCAGUAUUCCACGGGCCAGGAGGCCCCGCGGUGGCCUGCCCUGGUGGUGCGUCCUGGUGGGCUGGCUCCUGGUGGUGGCCACGGGCGGUAUGGCGGCUUUCUUCACGAUGCUCUAUGGACUGCACUAUGGGCGGGCCAGCUCCCUCCGGUGGCUCAUCUCCAUGGCUGUGUCCUUGGUGGAGAGUGUGUUCAUCACUCAGCCCCUUAAGGUUCUGGGCUUUGCUGCUUUCUUUGCGCUGGUCUUGAAGAGAGUGGAGGAGGAGGAGGAGACUAUGCCCCCACUGCCAGGACAUCUGUCCAGCCCAGGCCCCUACAUCUUGUUCCGAGCACGAAGAUGCAGCAGCAAGCCCGUCUAUCAGCCACCUCUUGCCACCGCCAUUGAGAAGAUGAAAACCACCCACCUCAAGGAACAGAGAGCAUUUGCCCUAAGCAGAGAAAUCUUGGCGUACCUGGGCUUCCUAUGGAUGCUACUGCUGGUGGCCUAUGGGCAGAGGGACCCCAGUGCCUACCAUUUCAAUAGACACCUCGAACACAGCUUCACCCGAGGCUUUUCAGCUGUGCUGGGCUUCCAAGAGUUCUUCGAGUGGGCUAACACCACCCUUGUGAACAACCUGUACGGUCAUUACACAGGCUUUGUCACUGAUGGAAACUCCAAGCUAGUUGGCAGUGCCCACAUUCGCCAAGUGAGGAUCCGGGAAAACUCUUGCCUUCUGGUCCAACAGCUGCAGGCUUCUUUGGACAGAUGUCAUGCGCCAUAUUCCCAGGAUGUUGAAGACCUGGCAGACUAUGGAGAAGGCUGGAAUGCCUCCACCCUCAAUAAUAGCAACCGCUUUCCCCAGGCUUGGCAGUACCAGAGCCAGAGCCAACGUCAAGGUUAUCCCAUGUGGGGCAAACUCACUGUGUACCGAGGAGGAGGCUAUGUGGUCCCUUUGGGGACUGAUCUCCAAAGUGCAUCAAGAAUUCUUCAGUAUCUCUUUGACAACACCUGGCUGGAUACUCUGACUAGAGCAGUGUUUGUGGAGUUCACCGUCUACAAUGCCAAUGUCAACCUGUUCUGCAUCGUCACACUCACGCUGGAGACCAGUGGCCUGGGAACCUUCUUCACACACGUGGCCCUGCAGAGCCUCCGCCUGUACCCCUUUACCAAUGGCUGGCACCCCUUUGUGGUGGCAGCGGAGAUCAUUUACUUCAUCUUCCUCUUCUACUACAUGGUAGUGCAGGGCAAGCUCAUGAGGAAGCAGAAGUGGGGCUAUUUCUGCAGCAAGUGGAAUCUUCUGGAACUAGCCAUCAUCCUGGUCAGCUGGAGUGCCCUGGCAGUGUUUGUGAAGAGGGCUGUCCUUGUGGAGCGUGACCUUCAGCGCUACAGGAGCCACAGGGAGGAGGGGAUCAGUUUCAGUGAGACAGCAGCAGCUGAUGCUGCCCUUGGAUACAUUAUUGCCUUCCUGGUACUCCUGUCUACAGUGAAGCUUUGGCAUCUUCUCAGGUUGAAUCCCAAAAUGAACAUGAUCACCUCGGCUCUACGCCGGGCCUGGGGCGACAUUUCAGGCUUUAUUACCAUCAUUGUUAUCAUGCUCCUGGCUUAUUCCAUUGCGUCAAACUUAAUAUUUGGUUGGAAACUCCAUUCCUACAAGACCCUCUUUGAUGCAGCAGAAACGAUGAUCAGCCUUCAGCUAGGAAUCUUCAACUAUGAGGAGGUGCUGAGCUACAGUCCUGUGCUUGGUUCCUUCCUAAUUGGGUCCUGCAUUAUUUUCAUGACAUUUGUGGUGCUGAAUCUAUUUAUCUCUGUCAUUCUGGUGGCCUUCAGCGAGGAGCAGAAGUGUGGUCAGCUGUCAGAGGAAGAAGAGAUCAUUGAUUUGCUUCUGAUGAAAAUAUUCAGCUUCCUAGGCAUUAGCUAUAAAGGAGAGGACCCUCAGAGCAGCAGUGACCAGGCUGAAUCUGCCCCCGAGGCUUGGGUUCCUCAACCAGCACAAGCUGUGCCCAAUGUUUAA